AUGCGAGAUAUAAUCCUUGUGCACUCCGCUGUUCUUCUCGAUCUACUAUACUCCGUGGCUUCGGUCUAUCUCCAGCAUCGUCCAGUGGUGCCAAUGCAGGAUUUUUAUCAUGCACACCGGACGACUUCAGAAAUACCAAGUUCGCAGGGGGCUUACUCUGCACAAAAUGCCAUCGAGUGGCGAGAAAAGUAUUCGGAUAGCAUCGAAAUGUUGGUAGAUCCUGUUACACGCACCGUGCCAGACAACUUUAUGUGGCAAUCAUAUCGAGGAAUGUCAAAGAAAAAGUAUUCACUGAGUCCCCAGUUUAUAGAUUGGCUAAGUUUCUACGACUGGAGUCAGUUCAGCCCGAUAUAUCUAGGGGAUGCUGUUACUAUUCCCGAGUCCGGUAACAAUAAAAAGAACACGGGAAAUAUGUCAUCCACGUUAUCAACUGUUUUAUAUCCCGAACAAAAUAAUCCGCCGAUAGAUGAAGCUGCGACUCCGAAAGAAGGUGUACAGUGCGUUGGUCUGGCUAAUUGUCAGUCACAGAUUUGGAAGAAAAGGGCUACCAGAAAGAGUGUGAUACGGAAGUUCACGAGUCAUCACUUGCUGAAAUGA
This is a messenger RNA of Spodoptera exigua (beet armyworm), 597 nucleotides long. NCBI's taxonomy places the organism in Eukaryota, Metazoa, Arthropoda, Insecta, Lepidoptera, Noctuidae. The record is from the annotation of a GenBank genome assembly.